This is a messenger RNA of Castor canadensis (American beaver), 665 nucleotides long. It is a transcript of the gene Rpl18, whose product is annotated as ribosomal protein L18. Gene Ontology annotation, cellular component: ribosome; cytosolic large ribosomal subunit. NCBI's taxonomy places the organism in Eukaryota, Metazoa, Chordata, Mammalia, Rodentia, Castoridae. The record is from RefSeq and is a predicted model, not a curated record. Gene Ontology annotation, molecular function: structural constituent of ribosome; RNA binding. Gene Ontology annotation, biological process: translation.
CCCGCCCACUCCGGCGCUCUUCUGUCUUUCCGGACCUGGCUGAGCAGGCGGCGCCAUUAUGGGAGUCGACAUCCGCCACAACAAGGACCGAAAGGUUAGGCGCAAGGAGCCCAAGAGCCAGGACAUCUACCUGAGGCUGUUGGUGAAGUUGUACAGGUUCCUGGCCAGACGAACCAACUCCACCUUCAACCAGGUUGUGCUGAAGAGGUUGUUCAUGAGUCGGACCAACCGGCCGCCUCUCUCCCUCUCCCGGAUGAUCCGCAAGAUGAAGCUUCCUGGCCGGGAGAACAAGACAGCUGUAGUGGUGGGGACCGUCACCGAUGACGUGCGGGUUCUGGAGGUGCCCAAGCUGAAGGUGUGUGCACUGCGUGUAAGCAGCCGGGCCCGCAGCCGCAUCCUCAAGGCUGGGGGCAAAAUUCUUACCUUUGACCAGCUGGCCCUGGACUCCCCCAAGGGCCGCGGCACCGUCCUGCUCUCUGGUCCCCGCAAGGGCCGGGAGGUGUACCGGCAUUUUGGCAAGGCCCCAGGAACCCCACACAGCCACACCAAACCCUAUGUCCGAUCCAAGGGCCGGAAGUUCGAGCGAGCCAGAGGCCGACGUGCCAGCCGAGGCUACAAAAACUAACCACGGAUAUUAUCCCAUUAUUAAAGAUUUUGGAAGCCCA